GAGCGGCUGACGUUCUCGCGUCUUCUGCAACAUGCGGGUUUUUUCGAAAUGCGGCACCGACUCGAGACAGAUUUGGUUGCAAACAGCAGCACUUUUCCGACGGAAGCAACUACGAGUAAGAACGACGAAAGCGUGCCUGGUGCUUGGAAUUUGUCGAUUGUACUGCAUGUUGUUCAGGGAGGGCCGCAAGGCCAAGGGGACGCACGCGACCGUGAGAAUUUCCUGGUCAACGGGCACGAAGGUGGAGCUGGCGCUGCGGAGGAAGUUCCUGCAGUUUCAACAUCGCCAAUCGCUCAGGAAUCGACGACGACUCGUUUUCCGAGAACCUCAACCACAAAGAGAACCUUCCAUCUCCGUGCGGAGAAAAGGCGCUUUUUCCAGCACGAGCUCUUUGCCUGGAGCUGUUUCCGGGAUUUUGUAGCCACCUCGGAAAACGUAAACGAGCAGGGUGGUAGUUUUCCUGAAAGCCAUUCUGGGGGGACGGGGACCGGACCUCAGGAAGUAGAACAAACUUUCGCAGGAGCGGAUCUGCCGUUGUCUGCUUCCUGCUCCGUCGUUUUCACGGAUCAUGUGGGAAAGAAAAUCCAGUUUUCCUUGCGGGCAGUGCUGGAUGAAAAGGAGAUCCAGUGGCCUCGAAGUUACCCCGAUCAGUAUGAUUUGGUAUGAUCAAUAACGGUCAAAAAUGAUCUCCGAAAAACCGGCUGUUCUGCAAAAGCACCUGCAACCUUAUAGAGAUGAGUACUGUGAGUUCACAACUCCUUAUACAUAGUACCAAUGUCUGACGAAGAAACCCGUAGUAGGGCACAUGAGGUACAAAAACAUCAGAUAAUUAUCAUAGCAGUAGGUCUCGUUUUCUUCUGAAACUCAAACUUCAACAUGAAGGACAAAAUUGCAGCAGGAGUCUGCUUUGACUAACCACGGAGAUGAAAAAAAGCAUGCCCGAACCCAAGCUUCCCACAUACUAAUCUACACGGCUCUACUUCUAGAAAUGUUC
Molecule: messenger RNA, 994 nt
Organism: Amoebophrya sp. A120
Lineage: Eukaryota; Dinophyceae; Syndiniales; Amoebophryaceae
Source: the annotation of a GenBank genome assembly